This is a messenger RNA of Sinocyclocheilus anshuiensis, 1330 nucleotides long. RefSeq names its product lysine-rich arabinogalactan protein 19. The coding region runs from base 58 to 1023 and encodes 321 amino acids. The record is from RefSeq and is a predicted model, not a curated record. Gene Ontology annotation, molecular function: lysozyme activity. The transcript has 6 exons. NCBI's taxonomy places the organism in Eukaryota, Metazoa, Chordata, Actinopteri, Cypriniformes, Cyprinidae.
GAAGACUCUCCAACAAGCAGCAUCUCAACAGAACUUCUGAUUUCCAAACAGAGAGAGAUGAAGAGUGCAAACCCAGUGAAGAUGUUGGCGGCGUUUGCUCUGGUUCUGCUGGUAUUCAGUGUGACUGAGGGACGGAUUAUGAAUAAAUGUGAGCUGAAGGCCCAGCUGGACGCCGCUCAGUUCCAGCAGAUCACCGUCAUGGAAGAGACAAUAACCGUGAACAGUCUCAUCUCCAGACUUGUCUGCAAGGCCAGCAUCUCAGCCUUCAACACCAGCUUUGUCAAAAACACCACGGUCCACAAUAAGGAGAUGAAGCCAGCACAGGCCCCACCUCAAGUUGCAUCCCAAGUUCCACCUCAAGCUCCAUCAUCUGGAGCUCCACCUCAGGCUUCACCACGCAGAGGUCCACCUCAAGCUCCAUCAUCUGGAGCUCCACCUCAGGCUUCACCACACAGAGGUCCACCUCAAGCUCCAUCAUCUGGAGCUCCACCUCAGGCUUCACCACGCAGAGGUCCACCUCAGGCUCCACCAUCUGGAGCUCCACCAAAGGUUCCACAAUCUGGAGUUCCACCCAAAGUUCCACCAUCUGGUUCUCCACCCAAGCUUCCACCAUCUGGAGCGCCAUCAUCUCGACUUCCACCUCAGGCUCCAGCUGGAGCUCCACCUAAGCACUAUGCACAGGCUCCCACUAAAGGACCCCGGGGCUCCGGCCACGAGACGCAGCAACCACGUCCGACCACAGCUGCCAAAGUUGUCGGGCACCUGUACGGUGUGUUUCAGCUCAGUGAUCAGCUGGCCUGUGAUUCCGGCAUGAUCCCAUCGCUCAACGUCUGCAACAUGACCUGCUCUGCUUUGACUGAUGACGACAUCACUGAUGACAUUGCCUGCCUGAAGGCCCUGACAAACUUUAUGAAAGCGAAACCCAAAGAGAUCCUAUUUGAUGUUAAGAAGAUUGUGGAGAUGAUGUUGGUGAAGGAGUGUCACUCUGUCGUUCCUCCAAACUACUUUGCUGAAUGUGUUUAAAACAGAUGGAGCAGACUCACUCAAGAUUAGAUUCUUCCUGCUGCAUUCCUUAUGCACAUCAGUCUGAUGCUUUCCAUGGCAACUGUCUUUGAUUGAAUGGUAAUGAGGUCAUUAUGAUGGUGGCGGGAGUUUAAACGAGAGUCUGAAUAUAGGGAGUUUGUGCAUUUUAGUUUAUUACUGUAAUACUGUGAAUGUCUAAACAUAUAUCACUGUAUAAACCUAAACAUCAGUGUAUAAUCCAAUAUGAUUGUGCUGCUGCUGAGUGCUUUUAAAUACUGUCACUUUAUCAUAAAAAAUAAAAUUAACA